CUCGAUUGCCUUAAAUUCCUGCACUCUAUCUGGUUAUUCUCUCAUCACAUCUAUCAAUGGAAACUCUUCCUUCACUCAUUCGUCGCGUUAGUGUACAUGAAGUGGAUGGUUUUGAUAGCAUUGAAGAGCAUGGUGACACAAAAAGAAUUAGAGAUGCUGCUGCAGCGGAGAGUGGGGAAGCUAAAAUUCUUCAUUCUGUUUCUAUCAGCAUGCCGCCUUCUCCUGUUGGAACAACGUUAAACAAGACUCCCAGGACUAACAAGAUGAAGGAUAAGAGGUUUGAUUCUUUCAAGACUUGCUCUGGAAGGUUCGAGAGACAAUUCUCCAAUUUACGUGGGAAGCAGCGCCAAUCACAACAAGAAGAAUCAGAUGGAUCGGAACACAACAUUGAAAUUGAAACUAUACCUGUGGACAGAUACUUCGAUGCCUUGGAAGGCCCAGAAUUGGACACCCUUAAGGCUUCCGAGAAAAGCGUUCUGCCGGAAGACAGGACGUGGCCGUUCCUUCUCCGAUUUACCAUCGGAUCUUUCGGUAUCUGUCUCGGCGUCAGCAGCCAAGCCAUUCUAUGGAAAGCACUUGCCACUUCUCCUUCCACCGAAUUCCUCCAUAUCAGCCUGCAUGUAAAUCUAGUCCUCUGGAUCAUAUCCGUCGCGCUUUUCUCCAUUGUCGCUUUCAUCUACGCUCUCAAAACCAUUCUCUACUUUGAAGCAGUUAGGCGCGAGUAUUAUCACCCGGUUCGCGUCAACUUCUUCUUCGCCCCAUGGAUCGUGGUACUGUUUUUAGCCCUCGGGGUUCCCCCAUCCGUGACUGAAAACCUGCAUUCCUCGUUAUGGUACGUGUUUAUGGCGCCGAUAUUUUGCCUGGACCUUAAAAUCUACGGGCAAUGGAUGUCGGGAGGACAACGUAGGCUGUCGAAAGUGGCCAAUCCCUCCAACCAUCUCGCCAUUGUCGGGAAUUUCGUGGGGGCUUUGCUUGGCGCAACAAUGGGGCUCAAAGAGGGUCCUAUUUUCUUCUUUGCUAUUGGAUUGGCUCACUACAUAGUUCUAUUUGUGACGCUAUAUCAGAGGCUUCCGACAAACGAGACUCUUCCUAAGGAACUUCACCCCGUGUUCUUCUUGUUCGUUGCUGCACCAAGCGUUGCUUCCAUGGCGUUGGCUAAGAUCCAUGGCUCUUUUGACGAUGCAUCAAAGAUCGCUUACUUCAUUGCCUUGUUCCUUUAUUUCUCUCUGAGUGUUCGCAUAAAUUUCUUCCGAGGAUUCAAGUUCUCAUUGGCAUGGUGGGCUUACACGUUCCCCAUGACCGGAGCCGCCAUUGCCAGCAUCAGGUACUCCUCCGCCGUGACCAACACACUGACAAAGUCUCUGGCUGUGAUCCUCAGCGCUGUUGCUUCACUCACCGUAGCCCUGCUGCUGGUGACCACGAUCGUCCACGCAUUCCUUCUCCGGGACCUCUUUCCCAACGACAUUGCCAUCGCCAUCACUGAAAGGCGACCAAAAUCUCACCCCAUAUGGAAGAACCACAGAAUAUCAGGCAGCUGCUCGGAUAUGUACCUUAAAUAUGCAGACACAAAAGAUGUUGAGACUCCUGUCUCUACUCGAAAAGUAGUCCCUCAAUGAACUCAACCUCAAACAUGGAUUCUUUGAUUCAGUUUUCGAUUGUACUGUUCAGGAGUGUUAGUCAAGGGAGGGACUUCAAUCUGUGAUCCAGUUCCAAUGAUCUUGAUUUAAGCAGCAGAUCAGAUAAACACUUAAGGGUGU
Ipomoea nil (Japanese morning glory) is the source of this 1757-nucleotide messenger RNA. RefSeq names its product S-type anion channel SLAH3-like. The transcript has 4 exons. Bases 57 to 1616 code for a protein of 519 amino acids. Gene Ontology annotation, cellular component: membrane. Gene Ontology annotation, molecular function: voltage-gated monoatomic anion channel activity. The record is from RefSeq and is a predicted model, not a curated record. Lineage: Eukaryota; Viridiplantae; Streptophyta; Magnoliopsida; Solanales; Convolvulaceae. Gene Ontology annotation, biological process: intracellular monoatomic ion homeostasis; transmembrane transport.